This is a messenger RNA of Pieris napi, 2405 nucleotides long. RefSeq names its product histidine--tRNA ligase, cytoplasmic (gene HisRS). NCBI's taxonomy places the organism in Eukaryota, Metazoa, Arthropoda, Insecta, Lepidoptera, Pieridae. Gene Ontology annotation, cellular component: mitochondrion; cytoplasm. Gene Ontology annotation, biological process: histidyl-tRNA aminoacylation; mitochondrial translation. Gene Ontology annotation, molecular function: histidine-tRNA ligase activity; ATP binding. The record is from RefSeq and is a predicted model, not a curated record. The transcript has 9 exons. The coding region runs from base 325 to 2154 and encodes 609 amino acids.
AGUAAAAGUGAUCGCUAGGAAUAAAAUUCUGUGUCAGUUCACAGUGUGAAUAAAAAGUUAGAGGUUAGGAAGUAAAUUAGAGGAACUUCAUAAUUUUAAACAUUAGAAAUAUUUAUACUUUACUGUAACAAGCACUUUAAUUUUUGACCAUCAAUAAAUUACAGUUUAUUUGAAGGCUAAUCUAAUAAUGAAAGGGAUUGCAAAAUAAACACUGUUAACCAAAAGAUUAGAUUCAUAAGAAUUAAGAACAUCCAUUCACUUCAGUGCUUAGUGGUUACGUUGCAUUUUAACGCAAAAAUUUGGAUUGAUUUAUUUUUAAAAGCAAUGGCAGAGUCGCAAAAUUUAUUAUUACAGCAAAUCAAAGAGCAAGGUGAUCUCGUUAGAAAGUUAAAAGCGGCGAAAGAAUCUAACGAAAAGGGUAUGAUAAUAAACAAAAAAAAACAAGAUCUUGGUCAGAUUGACAGACAUCUAUCUCAAUACAGCUAUAUUUGUGGUUACUUACCUAGUAAAUAUGAUUUAGAACUACUAAAAAGUAUAAAUUUUGAUGUUGAUUUCUAUAAAUAUGUGUAUAUUAAGAGAUGGUGGUACCAUAUGAGGAGUUUCAGUGACUCUGAAAGAUCUUUGUUACCUGACAGUAAACCAACAAGAGAUGUAAUUGAUCUACUUAAACCAUACCAUUCAGUUAAUUAUGAUUAUCAGAUACAAGAAGAGGUAUCAAAAUUAUUGGGAUUAAAAGCACAACUUAACACUGAAGAUGCCGCACCUCAAAAAUUUACUCUUAAGACACCAAAAGGCACCAGGGAUUACAAUUCCCAACAAAUGUCAAUAAGAAAUAAUGUUUUGCAGAAAAUUACUACCAUAUUCAAAAAACAUGGAGCAGAGUGUAUUGAUACACCUGUUUUUGAACUCAAGGAAGUAUUAACAGGAAAAUAUGGAGAAGACUCUAAAUUAAUUUAUGACUUAAAAGAUCAAGGUGGAGAAAUAUUAUCUUUAAGAUAUGAUCUUACAGUUCCCUUAGCUCGUUACUUAGCAAUGAAUAAAAUAACAACACUCAAAAGAUAUCACAUUGCCAAGGUGUAUAGAAGAGAUAAUCCAGCCAUGACAAGAGGGAGAUAUAGGGAGUUUUACCAAUGUGAUUUCGACAUCGCCGGCCAGUAUGAUCCAAUGAUUCCUGACGCGGAAUGUUUAAAAGUGGUCACGGAAAUCCUAGACGUCCUUGACAUUGGCAAAUACAUACUGAAGGUGAACCACAGACGUUUGUUGGAUGGAAUGUUUGAGGCGUGCGGCGUUCCCGCAGACAAGUUCCGCUCAACUUGCUCCACUAUAGACAAGCUCGAUAAGUUACCGUGGGCGGAAGUGAGAACUGAAAUGAUAAAUGAAAAGGGCGUCACCCCCGAAGCUGCAGACAAAAUUGGUGAAUACGUACAACUCAACGGUAGUUCGGAGUUGGCUAUUAAACUCUUGAGUGAUGAGAAGCUAUCGAAAAGCAAAAGUGCUGUGGAGGGACUUGAAGGGAUUAAGCUGUUGUUGCACUAUUGUGAGCUGAUGGGAAUUAAAGAUAAAAUUCUCUUCGAUUUGAGUCUCGCUAGGGGAUUGGAUUACUACACUGGGGUCAUUUAUGAAGCAGUUUUGACGCACCCAAUAAAAAUAGGAAAUGAAGAUCAGACAGUGGGUUCGAUAGCUGGUGGUGGACGGUACGAUAAUCUCGUUGGAAUGUUUGACUCCAAGAAUAAACAGGUGCCUUGCGUAGGAGUGAGUGUGGGCGUGGAACGUAUAUUCUCAGUGCUCGAAGCGAAGUUGGCUGCGGGUGAUAUUGUAGUACGAACGACGGACAUAGACGUAUACGUUGCGUCUGCGCAGAAGAAUUUCCUCGACGAACGUAUGAAGAUCUGCGCGGAAUUGUGGAAUGCUGGAAUCAAGACCGAGCAAUCCUACAAAAAGAAUCCCAAGAUGCUCAACCAACUCCAGCACUGCGAAGAGAACGGAAUCCCCUUCGCCGUGGUUCUUGGAGAAUCGGAGCUCAAGCGUGGUGUGGUUAAAAUCAGGAAUAUUACCUCACGGGAAGAGGCUGAGGUUCCUCGAGAGAAAUUGGUUGAGGAAUUGGAGACCAGAAUCGCAAAUUUUGGUUUGAAGAAAAUGAAUGGGUCGACUUAAGGUACUGAGUGUGUUUUAGAGCGAAAUUUUUCAUUACAAAAAUAAUACGCGUUUAAAUUGGUACAAAUUUUACUAGGCCUGAAAUGUCGUUGACGAUAUAUCGUAAUUAUAUUUAUAUUAUCGUUUCGAUAUAAUGAAAUGUGAUAAAAAAUGUACACGCGUUAGAAGUUAUACUUCUUUGGCGAAUGGAAAAAAAUGACUAAAAUGCAGUAGUGAUUGACGAUAGAUAUUAAAAUCAUCAAUAAAAUUAU